AUGGCAGAAGCAUUUCUUCAACUCGUUCUUGAUAAUCUGAGCUCCCUUAUUAAGAAGGAGAUCGGAUUGAUCUUGGGUGUCGACAAUGUGAUGAAGAAGCUUUGUAGCACUCUCACCACCAUCCAAGCUGUGUUGGAGGAUGCCGAAGACAAGCAAAUCGAGAGCAAGCCGAUUCGAAACUGGCUGCAGAAGCUCACCGCUCUUGCUUAUGAGAUUGAUGACAUUUUGGAUGAGUGCAACACUCAUGUCUCCAAACUCAACCACUCUGAUUCCAAACUCAGCCUCUACAGCCUCAAGAAAAUUAUGUAUCGCCACAAUAUUGCAAGGAGGAUGAAGCAAGUCAACGAGAAAGUGGAGGCUGUUGCGUUGGAGUGCGCCAGGUUUCAUCUACGCGAGAUGCCUGUAGAUAGGCGGAGGGAAGUUGCUCUAGCCUCACGCGAGACCGCUUCCCUGUUAAACGAGUCUUAUAAGAUUCAUGGCAGGGAAGAAGAUAAAGACAAGAUUGUGAAGAUGUUGGUGAACGAUGUGACGGACAAACGGGACAUGUCCGUGCUGCCAAUCAUUGGUGUUGGUGGCCUUGGGAAGACCACUCUUGCUCGACUAGUCUUCAACGAUCCACAGGUGGAAGAGCACUUUGACAUAAGGAUUUGGGUUUGUGUAUCUGAUAAUUUUGAAGUGAAAACUUUGGUGAAGGCCAUGAUUGAAUCUGCCACGGGGAGUGGAAAAGCUUCGGAUCUGCAGCACUUGGAUGCUACAGAGCGCCGCCUUUGGGAGUUGUUGAACAAAAAAAGAUACUUGAUUGUAAUGGAUGAUGUUUGGAACAACCACCAGCAUAAAUGGUUUGAGUUGAGAGACAUUCUUUCGUGUGGCUCAACCGGCUCAUCCGUUGUCGUCACCACACACCAGAAGAAGGUUGCUGAUAUAAUGACAACACUUCAAAUCCAUUGCCUGGAGGGGUUGUCAGAUGAACAUUGUUGGGCCCUGCUACAACAGCGCGCCUUCGGACCAGGAGAAGAGGUGCCUCUGCAAUUGGAAAUAAUUGGGAAACAGACCGUGAAGAAAUGUGCUGGAGUGCCCCUAGCUGCUACAACGCUUGGAGGAAUCCUACGGUUUAAAAGGAGCAAAGAGGAAUGGAUACAUGUGAGAGACAGUGAGAUAUGA
Molecule: messenger RNA, 1161 nt
Organism: Salvia hispanica
Lineage: Eukaryota; Viridiplantae; Streptophyta; Magnoliopsida; Lamiales; Lamiaceae
Source: RefSeq, a predicted model, not a curated record